Poecilia latipinna (sailfin molly) is the source of this 1015-nucleotide messenger RNA. RefSeq names its product transcription factor Maf-like. Lineage: Eukaryota; Metazoa; Chordata; Actinopteri; Cyprinodontiformes; Poeciliidae. The record is from RefSeq and is a predicted model, not a curated record. Bases 50 to 499 code for a protein of 149 amino acids. The transcript has 2 exons.
AUGAUGUACAUGUUGUGUCCGUUUCGUCUACAGCCCCCCUCCCAAGCGAAUGUAUGCGCUGUACCACACCACCUACAAUGGGAACACUCCUCUCUCCAGGGGUCUUCAUCACUACAACAGCAUGGAGGACACCUGCAGAUUACCUCCACCAUGCUUCCCCUACCCCUUCAGCUCCAGUGGGAACCCCCACCUCCAUCACCUCCACCAGCACCACCACCACAACCACCAACACAACCACCAGCACCAGCCGGGUCAGAAGCAGCUGGAGCCCCUCAUCCUGCACGACGUUCCUCCGUAUCAGAGCGGCGCGGGCGGCGGAGGAGGCAGUGGUGGGGCGGGAAGUGGAGUGGGGAUGGGUGUGGGUGUGGGAGGGGGUGACGGGACUGUGGCCCGGAGCUGGGCAGGAGGAGGGGAGGCCGUGAGAAUCCUGGCAAGACGCGUGACUCCAGACGGGAAGGUGCAGUACCUGGUGGAGUGGGACAACGUGGGUCUGUACUGAGGCAGACCGGGACAGCAGGAGACACGGGACUGAUGUGUAUUUAAUACGUGGCGGUGUGUAAAGAACAAAAAAAAUCUAAACAUAGUUCAGAUCCAGGUUUCUCUCAUAGUAUCACCUCAGUUGGACAUCAUUAUAACCUCAGUACUAGGUGUUCCUAUUUGCUAGUGUUCCUCUGAUAUUUGUACUGUUAUAACUUUGGAAUAUGCCUUUGCAUUGAUCAUGUUUUACAGUGAUGAUGGAAACGACUUCAACUUCCAGAUAAUCUGUCAGUGUUCCACCCUUAUUAGGAAAAAACUGUUCUAAGGGUUUAUAUACUGUACAUACUCUGCUGCAGGUAUACACGGUACUAGAAGAAGACUUUCUGUUUCUUUUGUAUUUUACAGUUUUUAAUUUAUGAUUUACCUGAGAAAUGUUUAUUUUCCUGCUUCACUAUGGAUACCUUGAUCCCAAAACGGGGAAAUAUUGGGACUAUGUGAAAAAAUAAAUAAAACAAAGUGAUUAUUUCACUAAAUGUGA